Messenger RNA from Papilio polytes (common Mormon), 1861 nucleotides. RefSeq lists its product as uncharacterized. NCBI's taxonomy places the organism in Eukaryota, Metazoa, Arthropoda, Insecta, Lepidoptera, Papilionidae. The transcript is spliced from 9 exons. Bases 61 to 1809 code for a protein of 582 amino acids. The record is from RefSeq and is a predicted model, not a curated record.
UUGUGUUUGAAGAAGUUGUAGAUUUUACUUUUAUUUAGUUAACAAUUAUUGUUAAGAAUAAUGUCUCGGAUAAACAGACCAGGUAAAAAGAAUGCCUUAUUACAACGUAAGGAAAAGCUUUUAGAAGAGUUGAGAUUAUGUGACAAACAAAUUGAGGAAGCUAAACAAAAUCAAACAAACAAUAAUUUAAAGUAUGAAGACAGCUCCGAUUCCGAUACAGAGAUAUCAUUACAUAUAGAGAAAGGUAAAUCAUUACCGAGUUUAGUAAGGAAGAAAUCAGCGUUACAGACGCGUUGUAAUGCAACAGCGGAGCUCACUGGUCUCGAAGUGCUGGAGUCAACUGUGAAUAUCUUAACUGAGAGUCCAGAGUUAAAUGGAGAGCCGCCAGUGACCGAAGAAGGGGUAUGGCAUGAAGUUAUUGCGGAAUGCAAAGUGGAUUUAAUACCAUUUACUAUAUCAUUCUAUGUACAUCAACCAAAUCGUAGCUUUGGUCAGCCAUUUUACAGAUGUCUUCAAAUUGUCGCAUCAAAACAGGCUAAUGAAAGAGAACUAACUAACUCUGUGCUAAGUAAAAUGAUUACUCCAAGUGAUGCUUUUGAGGUGUUAAAAAGUUAUGCAGCGACAUAUAGGUCUCGGCGGAGCACACUCGCUCGUCUCGCGGAAAUGUAUGGAGAUGAUUUAUUUAUGACCCCAUUGUCAGAAGGCGGCUAUCAGCUGCAAUGCGCAAACGUUCUAGAACUUUCUUGGACGUUGGAGAGUAAACCUUCGACUGUCGCUUACUUCAGACAUCGUAUGAAACUCAGCUUGGAGUAUAUGGAUGAAACAUCUCUUAAAAUAAUAACACAAGCAAACAAAGAAAUGUCAAAUCCAUCAGUUGACACAGAAGAGAGGACGUUACUCCUAUCUAAGAUCAUCAGCACAUGUCUCAAAGCUCAGGAAGGAACUUCAGGAUCUGAACCAUCCAAGGUCCAGAAGAGACCUAACGAUGGAGAUCUUCCAGUACCAAAGAAGAAUAAAACAAACGAAGUUAUGGGACCACCGACGGCAUUCCCAAAGAAAAGCAAAAUUAAAGGCAAAGAGAAUAAUGAUAAUCGUUCAUCCAAUAAAACUGCAGAUAAACCUAAGAAAAGUAAUGAAAAUCACAAAGAUACUAACGUAUUAGAAAAAGCUAGAAAUUCUAAAGUGAAAGAUCCAACAAAAGUAUCUAAUAAAGAUAAUAAGAAUAUGAAAAAACCAACUAAAGAAUCUAACGAAGAAGUUGUUAACAAAACUAAAGAUAAAUUAAAUAAAGCCACAAUGAAACCAGAUUUAGUUGAUAAUUCAAAAAACAAAUUACAAAAAACGGACAAAACGAAUGUACCAAAUAAAGAAAAUAUCGAAAAACCAAAAAAAGAUGAAGAAACCAAACAAAAAGGUAAGAAACUCCCAGAAAAGAACUCAACUAACAAAGAGAAUGUAACAAAAAUCGAAGAAAUCAAGAAUUCUCAAGAAACUAAAAAUAUUAACAAAGAAAUGCCACAAACAAAAAGGAUUAAUUUAAAACCAAGCAUAAAAAAGAAUGAAAUAAACAAACACUCAGAUAUAAAAUCUAGCAACACUGAAAUAAUCAAACCAAUUAAUAAAAGAUUUAAUAAUAUUAAUAAAGAGAAAAUUUUGCAGACGAAAAUACCAAUGAAAAUGAACGCAUACAGGAUGAGCCCAAGGACAAAUGUGAAGAAUGUGACGUCAUCAGCGAGUCUACAGAAAAUCAACAAGACAACUAAUAUAGCCAGGUUAGUAAAGAAACCAUCAGGAAAAAAAAUAUUAUAAUGGUAAAACAGUAUUUAAUUAUUAAUAAUGUAUUUGUCAAACUUAUUCUGUU